AUGAUGGCUGAGAAUGGUGGGGUUGAGCCUGAGGGUGGGUUUGAGAGUGAUGGUGGGGUUGGUGGGGAGAGUGAGGAGAGUUAUGCUGAUAUUGUGGAUUGGGAGUAUGAUAUGGAAGAUGACAAGAUGUUUGAUGAUAAUGUUGACUUUGAUGCUGAAUGGUUGGAUGGUCAGAAGGAAGGUGUUAGACAAAAUAAGGACAUGGAGAUGAUAAAUCUGGGCUUGCAAGAGUGUGUUGAGAGAUACCAUGGUGAUAAUCUUAUAAGUCGAUUACCCGAUGACAUUCUCCUUGCUAUCCUAUCUUUCCUCCCAUUGAAGGAAGCUGGGCGAACAAGUGUUCUUUCUUCUCGUUGGAGAAACCUGUGGAGUUACACCUCACAUCUCAACUUUGCUGACUAUAGCUCGAUGGAGAAGGUUAUGCUGGAGCCAGACUGUUGGAGUGUUGAGGGGGAAAAGUAUGUAAAGUGGGUGGAUUCGGUUCUCCAAUCACACCGAGGGUCCACCGUGAAAGAAUUAAGAAUAUGCUUUAGUUUAGUCAAAUCAGCAAGCAAGUCAAUUACGAAGUGGCUUGAAUUUGCUUUUGAGAGGCACACCGAAAAGUUGGAGUUGAACCUUUCUGACGGUAGUUGUGAUCAGUCUCCAGAUGAAUCGUACGUGUUUCCUCAAGAGUUAUGUGGAAAAUCUAGUAGACUUUUCAACUGUAAGUCCCUAAAAAUGUUGCACUUGGGCAGUAUUGAAGUCUCUGGUGAAACUAUUGAGUUUCUCUUACGUGGCUGCCCGUUGCUCGAGCAGUUAAUUGUCCGUUCCUCUGAUAAUUUGACACGUCUUGAAGUUUGUGGACCAUCCCUUGUAUUGAAGCAUUUGGAGAUAUGGCACUGCGUUUGUUUAAAGUCCUUGAGAAUUUCUGCUCCGAAUCUAACUUCACUUGUCCUUGAUAAAAUAGAAGGCCUCUUGCUUGAGGAUGUUCCAAUGCUUACUAGUGUUUAUGUGGCCCAUAGGGACUCUUUGUGUCAUUCUAUGUAUGCAAAGAGAUUAAUUUCUACAUUACGUUGCCGUCUUUCCCAAUUGGAGAUUCUCACCUUGAACAUUUAUUGUCACAAGGGGCUUCUAUCGAUGAUCAAAUUCCCGGUGAUGCCUAAACUUAAGAAGUUGGUUAUCAUGGAAAGUUUAGGUCGUGUGGACUCGAGUCUUCUUGGCCUAGCUCAUUUUAUCAGUGCAUCUCCCAACCUGCAAGAAUUUGAGUUAAAGCAAUCGUGGUUUAAACCUGAUAUGUCAAACAACGAAAUUCAGAAGGGAUUGAAGCACUUGCCACUGCACCAGCACCUGAAUGUUUUUCGGUUUUUAGGUUAUUAUGGUUGCCCGAGUGACGUUGAACUAGUCAUCUACUUGUUGGAGAACUGUGUUGCGCUUAAGGAAAUCAUUGUUGAUACCAAAACUCAGCUACGUGUGGCCUACGAGCCACUUGAUUCUGAACAAUUAGAAUGGGCUGAAAUAGCAAAGGGUUAUGCCAAACAGCAGCUGGAGCCGCUAGUACCUAACCACAUUAGCUUAUUUAUAUGCUAA
Molecule: messenger RNA, 1563 nt
Organism: Striga hermonthica
Lineage: Eukaryota; Viridiplantae; Streptophyta; Magnoliopsida; Lamiales; Orobanchaceae
Source: the annotation of a GenBank genome assembly